This is a messenger RNA of Trachemys scripta elegans, 1892 nucleotides long. It is a transcript of the gene IL5RA, whose product is annotated as interleukin 5 receptor subunit alpha. Gene Ontology annotation, biological process: cytokine-mediated signaling pathway; immunoglobulin mediated immune response. Gene Ontology annotation, molecular function: protein binding; cytokine receptor activity. The coding region runs from base 328 to 1614 and encodes 428 amino acids. Gene Ontology annotation, cellular component: external side of plasma membrane; membrane. The record is from RefSeq and is a predicted model, not a curated record. Lineage: Eukaryota; Metazoa; Chordata; Testudines; Emydidae. The transcript has 11 exons.
CCCUUUUUUUUCUGCACGGUCUCCUAAUUAAUCAUCCGUCAUCAUUUCUAACGUACCUCUCAGAGUUGCAUUUAAGCACAGAGCAGAGUUAUAAAAGAAACACGGAGAGAGCUGCCCAGAGGCCAGUUUUCAGAAACAGAGCAAAGAAUCUGAAAGGCACCCUUAGGAUUCUGCUGGGAACCUCAAGGAACAUUUUUAGGAGGCGUGAAUGGGUAUCCCUUUUACAGCUUGCCUUGUCUUCCAUGCACUGGGAAAUGAAAGUCUGGAACCUGCUCCCAGUCAGUAAACUCUUGACAGUGGACUAGACUGCAGCUGUGCUAAUAAGCUAUGGCCAUCGUGGUGAGCAUUUUUCCAGUUCUCCUUUGGAGAAUGAUGGCAUUUCAGACAAACUUAUUGCAGGCUAAAGGAAUUCAGGUUCUCCCACCUGUUAAUUUCACCGUCACAGUCUCUGCACUAGCAGAAGUACUUUUGCAAUGGAAACCAAACCCUGAUCAGGAAAAGAAUGACACUGUUAAAUAUGAGGUGGAUAUUAUGACUCCUAAGUUGGACCCAUUUGAUACAACGAAAACUUGCAGUACCUGUACGGUUGUGCUUCAUAAUGGUUUUUCUGCACGUAUUCGGACAUUGCUUCUCUAUAACAACUCACAAAUGGAAAGUAACUGGGUUACAGCUAAACUUCAAGCCCCACCAGGUGCUGUUGAGACAUCAGUCACUAACUUGUCCUGUGUGAUUUACAUGGCCAUUAAUAAUACUGCAUCUCUUCAUUGCAACUGGCUUGCUGGCAAAGAGGCACCAGAAGAUACAAAAUACUUUCUAUUUUACAGGUAUAAUAGCUACACUGAAGAAUGCCAAGAAUAUAGUAAAGACAACUGGAAGAGAAAUAUUGGUUGCCGAUUUUCAAACACUUACAUAAAGACAAGUGAAAUUGACGAAGUCGUCGUACACAUUAAUGGGUCAAGCAAGUACACUGCAAUCAAACCUUUUGAACAGUUAUUUAAUCUAAAUGCCAUUGAGAAAGUGAAUCCUCCCAGAAAUGUCACCGUGUCUUUUAAACAAAACAACCUUCUGGUCACGUGGGAAAUGCCAGUUUCUUUUUUCAUAAAGGAAUGUUUUGAAUAUGAAUUUAACAUCUACAACUGGAAGACGGGUUACAAAAAGACAUGGGAAACGAAGUUAAAUAGUUUCAGUUUAAGGAUUGAUGACACCUGCAGAUAUUCCAUAAAGAUAAGAGCUAAUCGUCAAUCAUGGUGUAAUGAAGGAAUUUGGAGUGAAUGGACUGAAUCUGUUUAUAUUGGAGAAAACCAGCCAAGGACUUCAUUAGACUCCAAGGCCUACAUGGUUCUCAUUGCGCUUAUAGUAUUCGUAUGUUCCAUGGCAUUGCUUAUUGCUAUAAUAUGCAGAAAAUAUCACUUAUGGAGGAGACUAUUUCCACCAAUUCCAACACCCCAAAACAGUAUAAAAAAUCUGUUUGUAAAUAAGAGCUAUCAGAGAGCACGUACCUUUACCAGUGAAACGGAAACAGAAAUUGGAAGUUGCAUUGAAGAUCUUGGAAGUUAUGUUGAAGACCUGUCUUCGGAUGUCCUUGAAGAUUCUUGUAAUUCUUGUAAUCUGUAAUCCAUUCAUGAUCUUGAAAUUAACGGGAGUGUUACUGCAAGUGACAACAGCUUAGAUUGGAUGAACCUUCAGAUCAUACCAUCAUCAGUGCUUCAAAGACAGAAAAAUGUGUUGCUUCCAAGAGGUGAAGUUGCUUAAUUCCAAGCUAACACAUACAAAUGUCACUUUUUAAGAAAAAAGUGAGUACAUUCUAUGACACUCUGUACCUCGGGGGACACACCCUACACCCCCAUGUUCAUCUUUAUAAAAUGAUUGUGUGGUAUCCAAUGCAAAGUUUG